AUGCACGAGUACCAACUUUGGGGUAUGUCUGGCUUUUCAAUGCCGCCGCCGUCCUCCUCUCAGCUGCCGCAGCAGUCGCUGCCAGACGACCUGUCCAACGGUCCUGACAGUCCCGACUCACCUGGCAAGGACGGCAAAAAGAACGACGACAGGUAACCUUUUUUCAUUCAAAAUUCCCUCUCUUUUCAAAUUUUUUGCUCGUGUUUGCCUUAAAACCCUCUUUUCUUUUGAAAAGGUUGCUUUUUUUGUGCUAUUGUCUGAGGCAAGCCGUUCGCGCCUUUAGAAUCAUUUUCUUUCAAUAGCUAUCUACUGCUCUCAAUACUUUAAACUUUUCUGAAAUCUAUUCAUCUUCGUCCGUUGCAGAGUGAAAAGGCCGAUGAAUGCAUUCAUGGUCUGGAGCCGUGGGCAGCGCCGCAAAAUGGCUCAGGUUUUGAAAUCUCUUUUUGCGUACUGAAAUUCACUUAAAAUUUCCAGGAAAAUCCGAAAAUGCACAAUUCGGAAAUUAGCAAACGGCUGGGGACUGAAUGGAAGAUGCUCAAUGAGCAAGACAAAAGGCCGUUCAUCGAUGAAGCCAAGCGUCUCCGAGCGAUUCACAUGAAGGCAAGACUACGGAAAUGUUUUCUCAAAAACGAAAACUUGUUUCCAGGAGCAUCCGGACUACAAAUACCGUCCAAGAAGAAAGACCAAAGCUCUUCAGAAGAAAACGAUUCCAAUCGGCUUUUCCGGCUUGGAUCCUCUCAAAACUCAGGUGAAACAGAAACAAGGAUAACGAUUUAUUGAUGAUUUUUUUCCAGGUGUAUCCAACGAUGCCGACUUGGAAUGGAGCCUCGUCGUACUUCGAUCCGGCAGCUUAUCCUCUCUACGGUCGCGGCUACGAAAUGAUGAACCAGAUGAACUACCUCGGCGGGGGCUCGACGUCUCCUUCGCAGUACACUCAGUCGCCUCUCACGACCUACCCGUCCAACUACCUGACGCCGGCGGCCUCGGUCAAACACGAAUCGGAAGCUUCACCGGAUGGCAGUGAGUCUGCUUCGAUUGAUCCUUCCCAGCAGUUCCGCUCUUUCUAUGACCCUACCAAAGACCCCAUGACUGCCGCCAUGUACAACAAUAGCUUGACUUACUCUUCUCUUGAAAGCAUGGGUCUAGCGCCGCAACAGAUUCCUGCCGCUCUUUCGCAGACUCAUUCCUCUUAA
Molecule: messenger RNA, 1193 nt
Organism: Caenorhabditis auriculariae
Lineage: Eukaryota; Metazoa; Nematoda; Chromadorea; Rhabditida; Rhabditidae
Source: the annotation of a GenBank genome assembly